GUCCUGUCCCGUCCCGCUGCCGCUGCCCGCUCCGGUACCGGCUCCGCUGCGCUCCCCGCCAUGAGCAGCUCCCAGUUCAACAAGGGCCCCUCCUACGGCCUCUCCGCCGAAGUCAAGAACCGGGGGCAGAGGCAGGGGCCGACCCUCAGCAUCCCCCUCGCUGUCCCCUCCCAGCUGGCCCAGAAGUACGACCCACAGAAGGAGGCUGAGCUGCGGACAUGGAUCGAGAGCGUCACGGGGCAGCAGAUCGGGCCUGACUUCCAGAAGGGGCUGAAGGACGGGGUGAUCCUCUGCGAGCUCAUGAACAAGCUGCAGCCCAAUGCAGUGCGGAAGAUCAACCGCUCAGCUCAGAACUGGCACCAGCUCGAGAACCUCUCCAACUUCAUCAAGGCCAUGGCCAGCUACGGCAUGAACCCCGUGGAUCUCUUUGAAGCCAACGACCUCUUUGAGAGUGGGAACCUGACGCAGGUUCAGGUGUCGCUGCUGGCACUGGCAGGCAUGGCCAAGACAAAGGGGAUACAGAGCGGGGUGGACAUCGGUGUGAAGUACUCGGAGAAGCAGCAGAGGAACUUUGACGAGGCCAAGAUGAAGGCCGGGCAAUGCGUGAUCGGGCUGCAGAUGGGCACCAACAAGUGUGCCAGCCAGUCCGGCAUGACAGCCUAUGGCACCAGGAGGCAUCUCUAUGACCCCAAGAAUCAUAUCCUGCCACCCAUGGACCACUCCACCAUCAGCCUCCAGAUGGGCACCAACAAGUGUGCUAGCCAGGUGGGCAUGACGGCUCCCGGCACCAGGAGACACAUCUAUGACUCCAAGAUGGGGACGGAGAAGUGCGACAACUCCUCCAUGUCGCUGCAGAUGGGCUCCAACCAGGGUGCCAACCAGAGCGGUCAGGUCUUUGGCCUCGGCCGCCAGAUCUACGACCCCAAGUACUGCCCACAGGGCAGCCAGGGCGAGGUGGCCAACGCCGCAGGCGACCUGAGCGGGGACCCCCCCGGGUACCACUACUACCGCGAGGAGGAGGAGAGCUACUGAGCGAGCCGUGGCCCAGCUGCACCUCGCACCAUCUCAUGGACAGACCCUGCGACAUUCCAGCCUCUACUUCCGUCAUUCCCUCUGUUUUAACUUGAAAAUUAAUCUAUUUUUUCUGAGCAAGGAAAUAAAGACCCUGUUUCUAGAGAA
Messenger RNA from Melopsittacus undulatus (budgerigar), 1179 nucleotides. RefSeq names its product calponin 2 (gene CNN2). Bases 61 to 1032 code for a protein of 323 amino acids. Gene Ontology annotation, molecular function: actin filament binding. The transcript has 7 exons. Gene Ontology annotation, biological process: actin filament organization; actomyosin structure organization. Gene Ontology annotation, cellular component: focal adhesion; actin cytoskeleton. The record is from RefSeq and is a predicted model, not a curated record. Lineage: Eukaryota; Metazoa; Chordata; Aves; Psittaciformes; Psittaculidae.